Messenger RNA from Neolamprologus brichardi, 2006 nucleotides. The record is from RefSeq and is a predicted model, not a curated record. NCBI's taxonomy places the organism in Eukaryota, Metazoa, Chordata, Actinopteri, Cichliformes, Cichlidae.
GGCGGCCUUCGUGGCCGGGAUGCCACUGUGUGCCAUGCCAGUCCACAGUGGACGGUGAGGGGCAGGAGGAGGGCACCGAGUGUAGGAGACUGAGAGGGGGUGGCCCGAAUCAAACGGGAGAAAUGAACCUCUGCUGGAAUGAGAUCAAACGCAAAUCGCACAAUAUCCGGGUGCGGCUAGAGGCUUUCUCCGACAACAGCGGGAAGCUGCAGCUCUCCCUGCAGGAGAUCAUAGAAUGGCUGACGGCCAAGGACGAGGAGCUGUCGGAGCAGCUGCCCAUAGGAGGUGAUGUGGGAGCUGUCCAGCACCAGAGGGAGUUCCACCAGGCAUUCAUGGAGGAUGUCAAGUCCCGUGGGCCGUUUAUCUACUCUGUCUUGGAGUCUGCCCAGGCAUUUCUGGCUCAGCACCCCUUCCAGGAGCCCGAGGAGACCCUGACCGAUGGAAAAGAGGUGUCUCCACGCCGGCGGAUCUUGAAUGUGAGCCGCUCUGUGUGGAAGCAGGCGAACGUAGCCAGUGACCUGUGGGAGAAACUGACAGCACGUUGUGUGGACCGCCACAGACACAUGGAAAGGACUUUGGAGCGUCUUCUUCAGAUCCAGGCUGCAAUGGAAGAGCUUGCAGGGGCCUUGGAGCAGGCAGAGGGGGUGAGGGACGCCUGGGAGCCUGUUGGAGACCUCUUCAUUGACUCUCUACAGGACCACAUAGAUGCUACCAAGUUAUUUAAGGAGGAACUGACCCAGGUGAAAGAGGGCAUGAAGCACAUCAAUGAUCUAGCCCACCAGCUGGCAAUCUCUGACGUCCAUUUAUCGAUGGAGAACGCCCGUGCUCUGGAGCAUCUCAACAGCAGAUGGAAAGUGCUUCAGGGCUCCAUAGAGGAGCGGCUGAAGCAGCUCCAGGAUGCACAUAGAGACUUUGGCCCCGGAUCGCAGCACUUCCUUUCCAGUUCGGUGCAGAUACCGUGGGAGCGUGCUAUCUCCCCAAACAAAGUGCCCUACUACAUCAACCAUCAGGCCCAGACGACAUGCUGGGACCAUCCAAAGAUGACAGAACUGUAUCAAGCGUUGGCGGAUCUGAACAACAUCAAAUUCUCAGCAUACAGAACAGCAAUGAAGCUGCGGCGGGUUCAGAAGGCUCUGAGACUGGAUUUAGUGGCACUGAGUAGCCUCGUGGAGAUGUUCCGGGAGCAGGAGCUGCAGCAGGCAGAUCAUGUGAUGGAUGUGGUUGAGGUGAUUCAUGGUCUGACGGCUUUGUAUGAGAAGCUGGAGGAAGAGAGGUCCGUCCUGGUUAACAUUCCACUUUGUGUUGAUAUGUGUCUCAACUGGCUGCUCAACGUCUAUGACAGUGCUCGAAAUGGCAAAAUGCGAGUUCUCAGCUUCAAGAUGGGUUUGGUGACCUUGUGCAAUGCAGACGUCCAAGAGAAAUACAAAUACUUAUUCCGCCAGGUGUCUGGUCCAGGAGGUUUAACAGACCAGCGUCACCUCAGCCUGCUGCUCCACGAAGCCAUUCAGAUCCCCCGCCAGUUGGGUGAAGUUGCUGCUUUUGGGGGCAGCAAUGUGGAGCCAAGUGUCCGUAGCUGCUUCCGCAUGGCCCCAGGAAAACCUGCUAUUGAGGUGUCUCACUUCCUGGAGUGGAUGAGCCUUGAGCCGCAGUCCAUGGUUUGGCUGCCUGUGCUUCACCGAGUGGCUGCUGCAGAGUCGACAAAGCACCAGGCCAAAUGCUACGUCUGCAAACAAUGUCCCAUAAAGGGCUUCAGGUAUCGCAGUCUGAAGCAGUUCAAUGUGGACAUCUGCCAGACAUGUUUUCUAACCGGGCGCACAACCAAGGGAAAGAAGCUGCACUACCCCAUCAUGGAGUACUAUACACCAACAACCUCAGGAGAAAAGAUGAGGGACUUCGCCAAGACUCUGAAGAACAAGUUCAGAUCAAAGCAGUACUUCACGAAGCACCCGCAGAGAGGUUACCUGCCAGUGCAGUCAGUGCUGGAAGCUGAUACCUCAGAGACGUGA